CAACCUCUGAGCAACAUAGUGAAUUUGAACACAGUCGCGAUGCAGGACAAUCGACCGGAAUUGUAUGAGGAAGUGAAGGUGUACAGAAAUGCUCGAGAACGUGAGAAACACGAUAAUAUGGCAGAACUUUACGCCGUGAUAAAUACACUGCAGAACCUGGAGAAGGCAUACAUUUGGGACUGUAUCACUCCGCAAGAGUACACAGCCUCAUGCAGUAAAUUCCUGGUUCAGUACAAGGUGGCCUUCAAGCAGAUUCAAGGAGCUGAAUUUCCCAAUGUAGAAGCUUUCGUGAAAAAGUUCCGACUGGACUGUCCAGCUGCUCUGGAGCGUAUCAAGGAGGACCGUCCGAUUACAAUUAAGGACGACAAGGGGAAUACCAGCAAAUGCAUCGCAGACAUUGUCUCGCUCUUCAUCACGCUCAUGGAUAAGCUCAGGCUGGAGAUCAAGGCAAUGGAUGAACUACAUCCGGAAUUGAGAGAUCUGGUGGAUACCAUGUCCCGGCUAUCGCUCAUUCCGGAGGACUUUGAGGGACGCGUGAAGGUGUCCGGAUGGCUCAGCACGCUCAAUGCUAUGCAGGCAUCCGAUGAGUUAUCCGAGGCUCAAGUGAGGCAACUUCUUUUUGAUCUUGAAUCCUCAUAUGCUGCCUUCAACAAUCUCCUGCACUCCACGUAACCCAUUUAUAGUAUAAAUAUAUUUGUUAAUUAACUACUCAAUAAAGGACUUGACGAAGAGUCACAAUAAAUAGGAAAA
Molecule: messenger RNA, 750 nt
Organism: Phlebotomus papatasi
Lineage: Eukaryota; Metazoa; Arthropoda; Insecta; Diptera; Psychodidae
Gene: Vps28
Product: vacuolar protein sorting-associated protein 28 homolog
Exons: 2
Coding region: 40-672 (210 amino acids)
Biological process (GO): protein transport to vacuole involved in ubiquitin-dependent protein catabolic process via the multivesicular body sorting pathway
Cellular component (GO): ESCRT I complex
Molecular function (GO): protein-containing complex binding
Source: RefSeq, a predicted model, not a curated record